This is a messenger RNA of Plasmodium inui San Antonio 1, 321 nucleotides long. RefSeq lists its product as hypothetical. Gene Ontology annotation, cellular component: nucleus; chromosome, telomeric region. The coding region runs from base 1 to 321 and encodes 106 amino acids. Gene Ontology annotation, biological process: protection from non-homologous end joining at telomere. The record is from RefSeq and is a predicted model, not a curated record. The transcript is spliced from 6 exons. Lineage: Eukaryota; Apicomplexa; Aconoidasida; Haemosporida; Plasmodiidae. Gene Ontology annotation, molecular function: telomeric repeat DNA binding.
AUGGCCGACCACACGAAACUGAAACUACUGAAGAUAAAAAGUUCCAUCGCGAUAGAUGAAAGGAACUCCCCCGUUGUGAUCGACAGAGAGGGGAUGGAAAAGAAGUUGAAAUCAACAGAACGGAAAAGGAAGAGAUACAAACCACGGGUUAAGUGGGACAAGGGGGAGACUGAGCGCCUCAUCGACGGGAUAAACGAGUACGGAUUGUCCAACUGGCGACAAAUUAUGGAGGCCUAUUCAUUUUCGGAGAGCAGAACCAACGUGAGCUUAAAAGAUAAAUACAGGAACUUCAAGAAGGUGUUUAUCAUAGAGAAGAACUGA